CUCUCUCUCUCUGUCUCUCUCUUUCUCUCUCUAUACAUGCUCUUCUAACUUGCCACUAAAAUCAUGGGUUAUUGCUUCUAUUGACGGAUGAGAAUGCUGCAGUUCUAGCUGUGUGUCUGUUAUUGGCUGGCGUGAGGUCUAUGGAUGGGCCCACAUAUGGAGUUAAACUGUGCGGCCGUGAGUUCAUCCGUGCAGUCAUCUUCACCUGUGGAGGCUCUCGCUGGAGACGCUCCAUCACAAACACAGAUGAGCUGACCAUAGACCCAUUCAGCUCCAUUGACAGCGAUGCUGCAGAUGGCUGGGCCCUGCCCUCUGGCCCAGACUCCUCCCUCAAUCUAGGCACUGAACCCACCUCUUUCAGAAUGGUUCAAGGUGGGCAGGUAGAUGGGCUCUUCAGUCGGCACAGCCGCUCCCUCCUCUCAGGGGAGAUGCUGGAAACCCUGCACACCUCCAAUAGGAAGGGACGGGAUGUGGUGGUGGGACUGUCCAAUGCCUGUUGCAAAUGGGGCUGUAGUAAGAGUGAGAUAAGCUCUCUGUGCUGAGAACACCUCCCCCCCUGCUCCUUUCUGUGUGUGUGUUUGUUUGUUUGUGUGUGUGUGUACUUGUGUGUGUUUGUGUGUAUAUGUGUUUUGGGUCUUGGUCUGGGUAUGUUCAAAUGUUCCUUAUUCCUUCCUGUCUCUAUUGAGAAUGUGAUGAUCUCUGUGAUGAAAUAAAGACAGAGAGGUUCAUGAUCAUGGUUAGCAUUGUCAUACGUGUCUUAAAGUGUUCACCAUGCUUGUCACUAAACACAAAAUGUUCUAUUUCUCAUUCUACUGUAUGUUAUGUUUUUUGUUUUUAGUGCACAUUGAAUAAACAUGUUGUUGAAUCAUAGUUAUAUAAAUAUUUCCUAGGUGAGCAGAAGCACUUUGGUUGAUAUAUAAUUUCAUAGUUAAAGCUUGUGACAUAAAGCCAAAAAGGUAUUUAAUUGCCUUUUGCCAAAUCACAGCACAUUUUCUCCACCACACUCCUGAGGUUUAGUUGAAUUCCUAUUUAUUAGACAGACUCCCAGUCCUCUUGCUUACACAUGUCAUACAGUGACAUGGAUGCUAUGUGUGUACUUGUCAGUUCUGCAUCUUCUUUGUAGAUUAUUUGCUAAUCUUUAAUUUCACUACACAAAAGCCCACCAAAUUGCAUAACAGAGGACAGACAUGAAAUAAUUAAUUAAUUAGUUAAUUAGUGCAAACUUAUUCUCAGAGUGGCACUGGAGAUCAUGUGGUCACUUAGCUUCA
This is a messenger RNA of Electrophorus electricus (electric eel), 1268 nucleotides long. It is a transcript of the gene rln3a, whose product is annotated as relaxin 3a. Lineage: Eukaryota; Metazoa; Chordata; Actinopteri; Gymnotiformes; Gymnotidae. Gene Ontology annotation, cellular component: extracellular region. The record is from RefSeq and is a predicted model, not a curated record. Gene Ontology annotation, molecular function: G protein-coupled receptor binding; hormone activity.